This is a messenger RNA of Scatophagus argus, 3238 nucleotides long. It is a transcript of the gene fgf22, whose product is annotated as fibroblast growth factor 22. Gene Ontology annotation, biological process: positive regulation of protein phosphorylation; positive regulation of gene expression; positive regulation of cell population proliferation. Bases 673 to 1344 code for a protein of 223 amino acids. Gene Ontology annotation, molecular function: growth factor activity; fibroblast growth factor receptor binding. Gene Ontology annotation, cellular component: cytoplasm. The transcript is spliced from 3 exons. The record is from RefSeq and is a predicted model, not a curated record. Lineage: Eukaryota; Metazoa; Chordata; Actinopteri; Scatophagidae.
CACUCUCUCUCUUUCUCCCUCUCUCCCUAUCUCAGUAUCACACACUCACUCUCACACACACGCACAGAGUCAGUCACCAACACUCAUUCAGCUCCCUCUCAGCCACGGGUCAGCAGCUCAGACAGGCACCUUGUUCCUAUUCAGCUGGAAAGAGUAGAGCAUCAGAAGGUGCACACACAUGCACAUACACUCACAUAAAAACACACAUACCCAUACAAACACAGACAAACAUACACACACACACACACGCACACACACACACACAGACACACACACACAUCUUCAUAUAUCCCAGCACUUUAUCUGUGGUUCCGGAGAGAAGACCUCAGUCCAAGGAGGAGAACAAACAGAGAAACAAGGAGCAGCACUAAAGAGGAACUUUUAAAGGUGGAUUCAUAACAUUACAACACUUCAUGAAAGGAUCGGGCAAAUAGAAUCAGAAACAAGACCAAAGAUGACAACUCUGACAAGCUCGUUGCUGUAGGAGGGCCUGCUGUCAGCCCAAAGUGGAGAUUGGUCAUCUGUCACAUCCAGAGGAUCUGCUGCGAGUGCCAUUUCCCUCCCUUCUCCCUUCAGGACUCCCACCCUCUUGUCAUCCCUCCACUGGGACAUCACCAGAUCAUCAGCAUGCCUACAGCUUGCACAAGGUGCACCUUGGGAGUCUGACCCACCAUGUGCAGAUGGACGCCGUCCGUAGCUCAACUCUGUCCUGAACCUGCUCUUGGCACCACCACUACUGCAGCCGCCGCUGGACGACCUCUCCCCCUGCCCAGUGCAGCCUCCCUUUGCCUGGCAUGCUUCACCCUGCUCCUGGUCACUGCUGGCACUGCCACAGGGGCCUGUCCUCCUGGGGUAGGGCAUGAACCCCUUCAGGUGCUGGCGAGUGGCAUCAACUGCUCAUGGACGUUGGAACGGCACACUCGCAGUUACAAUCACCUAGAGGGCGACGUCCGACUACGGCGACUUUACUCUGCCAACAAGUUCUUCCUCUGCAUUGACAAAACAGGCAAGGUGGAUGGCACGCGGCGGAAAAACUACGCAGACAGCCUGAUGGAAAUCCGAUCUGUCAGUGUGGGAGUUGUUGCCAUCAAAUCUGUCAGCACCGGGCUGUACUUAGCCAUGUCCAAGAAAGGCACGCUCUUUGGAUCGGUGAAGUAUAACCCAAGCUGCAAGUUCAAGGAGCGCAUUGAGGAAAAUGGCUACAACACGUAUGCCUCCCUCCGCUGGAAGCACGGCGGCAGGCAGAUGUUUGUUUCGCUGAAUGGGCGGGGGAAGCCUCGGCGAGGUCACAAGGCUCGAAGAAGGCAUCCGUCUACACACUUCCUGCCCAUGCUUCCAUCGUAGUUGUCCAAGUCUGAACUGUGACCGGCAAAACUGGCUGGCUCACCUGCCUCCUCACACUGAUGAUGAUCUAGUUGUGAUGACUACCUUUAUUUUUAUUAUUCCAGCCUCCUGUCACAUAAAUGUACAUUUGUUGAGGUUUGUAACAUUUGUAGAGUUAGUAUAAUAUGUACUUUUAAGUUAUUUUCUCCAUUUUCUAAUGUUGUUCAGUAAUACAGUCCUAUACAGUAGAAUUAAACUAUCUUCAGACAUCUGACUGUGUGUCUGAACUGCAUGUUAAACAGUGUCUGGAUGACUUUAAGAGACUUCAAGAGGACUGAAAAGGGACAGCAAGCCUUGGACACAAUAAAGUGUGGCUCACUGGUUUGUUAUUUUGCCUAUUUUAGAUGCUGAGCUAAAUAAGAACAGAAGCAUUUGGUACGUCUAUCUAAUCUGUGACAACUGAUCAUUAUAGGAGAUGCAAGCAAAUUUGAAAUGGUUACAAAUCAGGGCCAUAGCUAUCACUGAGGACACUGAGGUCAAGCCCUUAGUUUUUUUGUGGACUUCUAGGGGUCAUAUUCAUUAACUUCCAUACUGGGGCUGGUUCAUAGGCUGAUUCGUGUAUUUGGACAGUUGAUAUUACAAAACAAAAAAAAGCAAAUGUAAAUUUAUUAAAUCAUAUUAAACACAUUUACAUUGUGUGGAGCAACAUUUCAAAUAUAAUAGAUUAAUAUUACAUGUGCACAUAUGUUAAAUUCACAUACCGGCACAUGGUAUCUCUGAAGGAACAAUGUGGCUCAUGGACAUUUUAUAUGUGAAAUUUAAUAGGAAUUAACAUGAAUGGAGUAACAUUAAUUUUACAUUUGUUGUUUUUGUAAGGCUAAAUCUGCUGACUGCUUUUAAGCCAAUGAUGAUAAUAAUAAUAAUAACAAUAAUAAUAAUAAUAAAUUUGAAAUAAUAUUUUCCCAGCCGAAUUUCAUUCAUGCAGAGUUAAUUAGUCAAAAUGAGAAAUCAAAAUACUUAAAGAAAAAUUGAGGGGGAUUGAGCUUGUGACCUCAGUAUUAAUGUACAAUGUACAAUCUUAACUGUUGCUUGGGAUAUACUGAUGUUGAUCUGCACCUGAACCGUACGAUGAGAUGAAAAUCUCAAACACACUGACUCAAACACAGCGAUAAAUGUACUGCGCUGUCUGUAUGUGUACGGCAUGAACACAACAGAAACUAAGCUAACUACUGGGAAAACAUGCUGGAUUUUCUGAUGACCUUUCUAUGUUUGUGCAUGCUUCUGUCAGACUGCUUCACCCAUCCAACAACAACCCACAGCUAAUAGAUUAGAAAUCAGUCCCGCAAAAAAUGCAUUGUGUCUCAUCUAGUCUACGAUUCUUGGUUCUUAGUUCAGUCAUGAAAUGAUAAUAUACGUUUUCAGUCAUUUAAUGCGUUAUAGCAGCCAUAGGUACAAGAAAUGUGACUAGCAGAAACUAUUAAUUUUGUACACAGUAGUAAAUGGUUAUUACAUGCUGCCUCUCUGUCAAGUCUUGCUAACAUUUUCUCAAGGCUGUUGCUUAUAGAACAUUUAAUAUAUUUAAAACAUUUUGUACUCUUUAACUGUUUGGAAUUGUUGUUUAUUGUUAUUGUCUGCGUUGGAUUGUAGUCAUACUGUUGAAAAAAGAAGGGAAAAAAGUAAUUGUAUAAGUCAUUCAGCUCAUUUUGUAUGGUAUUACUACUGGAUAUUGAUACAUUUGUGAUCCACUUAUCAUGCACAGCUUUCAGCUAUAGGCCAGUAACAGUAGUUUGUAUAUAAGGCCAAAGUCUCAAAACAAACUGUCUUUAGUUUCAUUUCAGCAAAGUAAAAUCAUCUGAGUGCCUUGGUCCAUGCUGAGUUUGGUAAAUUGCAAUAAAGAAACGUGGAUAAAUCAUUA